Messenger RNA from Diospyros lotus (date-plum), 1629 nucleotides. RefSeq lists its product as uncharacterized. The record is from RefSeq and is a predicted model, not a curated record. The transcript has 7 exons. Lineage: Eukaryota; Viridiplantae; Streptophyta; Magnoliopsida; Ericales; Ebenaceae. Bases 183 to 1430 code for a protein of 415 amino acids.
UGUGUGUGUGUGUGUCUGUGUCUGUGUCUGUGCGCGCGCGCGCGUGUGAAUUGCGCUGCAAAGAGUGUUGUCUCAUCGAUCAGUUUCCCCAAGUUAACUCCUGAAGUUGAAUCGAAUUCUCUGCAAUUCCUGAGAAAUCUGCCGAGAAAAUACUAUUUUGGCUGAGAAAAUUGCGGGAGAAGAUGUGGGGAUCAGGGGGGAGGUUUUAUUGGGGAAGAAGAGAACCAAGUGUGGGGAAAGUGGAAGGGAUUGUGGUGGUGUUCGCAUGGAUGUCGAGUCAAGACAGGCAUUUGAAGAAUUACGUCGAUCUCUACUCUUCUCUCGGCUGGAAUUCCCUUGUCUGCCAUUCCCAGUUCCUCAAUCUAUUCUUCCCUGGCAAAGCCACUGCAUUAGCGUUUGGAAUUCUUAAUGAGCUUGUUGAGGCGCUGAAAAUUAGGCCAUGUUCCGUUGUCUUUGCGUCUUUUUCUGGUGGUCCAAAAGGUUGCAUGUACAAAGUUCUCCAGAUAAUUGAAGGGAAGUGUGAAGCACAAGUCAAUCAGGAUGAGUAUCGAUUGGUUAGGGACUGUGUUUCCGGCCACAUUUAUGAUUCAAGUCCAGUUGAUUUCACCAGUAAUACGGGCACUCAAUUUGUUCUACACCCAACAGUUAUUAAAAUGUCCAAUCCUCCACGACUAGCAUCAUGGAUUGCCCAUGGCAUUGCUUCCAGUUUGGACACCCUCUUCCUUAGCAGAUUUGAAUCACAACGUGCUGAAUAUUGGCAAACUUUGUACUCCUCUGUGAGCAUGGGCGCUCCAUAUCUCAUUUUAUGUUCAGAAGAUGAUGAUCUUGCACCCUAUCCAAUAAUCUACAAUUUUUCCAAGCGUCUACAAGACCUUGGUGCAGAUGUAAAGCUGGUGAAAUGGAAUAGUUCUCCUCACGUAGGUCAUUAUCGGCAUUAUCCAAUUGACUACAAGGCUGCUGUGACUGAGCUACUUGGGAAGGCUGCUGUAAUAUAUUCUCAUAGAAUUAGACAACUUGAAGGAGAGGGAAUGGGCUUUGAGGGUACACAAAAUGAGAUCACAGAACCAUUUUUCAAGCUGAAGAGAGCAGCAACAAAUUCAAAUAAAAUUCAGAGAGUUGCACUUGAGGUAAAUGACCCUUUCCUGGCCCCCAGUUCACAGGAGUAUCACGAGGACAGAGCUAUUGGAUCGGUGCAGGAUGAAAAUAAAGAAGGCUUAAUACAUAUGCCCAGCUCACCUGGUAUAAACGCUCAUGGAGUUCUUGGCCAAAUCCUUUUUGAUGUGUGCGUGCCCAAGAAUGUCGAGGACUGGGAUAUAAGGUCAUCCCCCUCAUUGAAAGGGCCACCAUUUGGUGCUUCAAGGUGGCAUUUUCCUCCCAAUCCUAUCAAAUGCAGGAACGCUAUUAAAUGCAUACGUCGUUCAAGGUUAUAGAAUCUUUAUGUGAACAUUGAACAGAGCUGUUUCAAUGUGAGAAACAGGCGAGCGGGUGUCACUUUGAUGGGUUUAUUUUGAUAUAGAAGAGAUCUGAUGUAGCUUGAACUAAGCUGACAAAGAUGUACAGAAUUUACUAGCAGAACUUCUAACUUACAUGAGAUUUUCACCGUAGAAUCUGAGUCAUUUGUUGUCUAAA